AUGUUCCGCAAUAACUACGACAACGACGCGACGACGUUCUCGCCGACCGGGCGGAUCUUCCAGAUAGAAUACGCCUUGGAGGCCAUCAAGCAGGGCUCUGCAGCCGUGGGGAUCGCGUCCAAGAACCAUGUGGUUCUGGUGGCCCUGAAGCGGAACGCAGAGGAAUUGGGCUCGUACCAGAAGAAAAUCAUCAAAAUUGACAACCACAUGGGCAUAGCAUUGGCCGGCCUGGCGCCCGACGCGCGUGUGCUCUCGAAUUUCCUGAGACAGCAGGCCAUGUCGUCGAAAAUGGUUUUCAAUCGGCCGCUGAACGUGGCCAAGGCGGUGUACUCGAUCGCAGACAAGGCACAGGACAACACACAAUCUGCCGGCGGCCGUCCAUACGGCGUGGGGCUGCUGGUGGCCGGGAUCGACGAGAACGGCGCCCAUCUGUACGAGUUCCAGCCAUCGGGAAGCGUGCUGGAAUACGUGGGGGCGGCCAUUGGCGCAAGAUCCCAGGCCGCUAGAACGUUUCUGGAAAGGAAGUACGAGGAAUUUGCAGACGCCACCAAGGAACAGCUGAUAGAGUAUGCGCUGACAGCCCUCAGAGACACGCUGUCGCAGGACAAGGAGCUGAACUCGCUGAACACCACGGUCGCCGUCGUCGGAAAAGGCGAACAAUUCACGAUUUACGACGACGACGACGUUCAGCAGUGGCUAGACCGUCUGGAUAGCCUGUCCAACGCUAGAAAUAGAGACGAACCACAGCAGGAGCAGCAGUCACAAGAACAACCUGAGCAGCCAGCAGAACAAACUGAGCAAUCCGACAGAAUGGAUACAGACGAGUAG
This is a messenger RNA of Ogataea parapolymorpha DL-1, 828 nucleotides long. Its product is annotated as proteasome subunit alpha type-6. Gene Ontology annotation, cellular component: proteasome core complex; proteasome core complex, alpha-subunit complex; nucleus. The record is from RefSeq and is a predicted model, not a curated record. The transcript is spliced from 2 exons. The coding region runs from base 1 to 828 and encodes 275 amino acids. Lineage: Eukaryota; Fungi; Ascomycota; Pichiomycetes; Pichiales; Pichiaceae. Gene Ontology annotation, biological process: ubiquitin-dependent protein catabolic process.